Messenger RNA from Chanos chanos (milkfish), 3082 nucleotides. RefSeq names its product transcription elongation regulator 1a (CA150) (gene tcerg1a). Gene Ontology annotation, cellular component: nucleus. The coding region runs from base 1 to 3027 and encodes 1008 amino acids. NCBI's taxonomy places the organism in Eukaryota, Metazoa, Chordata, Actinopteri, Gonorynchiformes, Chanidae. The transcript is spliced from 20 exons. Gene Ontology annotation, molecular function: transcription coregulator activity; RNA polymerase binding. The record is from RefSeq and is a predicted model, not a curated record.
AUGGCGGAGCACGUAGAGGGAGACGGCAUUGGAUUCAGUGGUAACAGCAUGGCACAGCAACCAGCCUUGGGCUUCCGUGCCACUGCACCUCCCGCCAACCAAGUCAUGAGAGGCCCUCCACCUCUGCUAAGGCCCCCACCACCCUCCUUUGCCAUGAUGAGAGGGCCUCCACCCCCAGCCAGGCCCCCGUUCGGACGGCUACCGUUUGACCCCAGCAUGCCGCCCAUGCCCCCGCCUGGAGGCAUGCCACCCUCGAUCGGAUCACCUCAUCUACAGAGACCACCAUUCAUGCCACCACCGGUGGGAAACAUGCCACCCCCUCCUGGUAUGAUAUUCCCUCCUGGAAUACCACCUGUACCCUCACCAGGUGCUCCUGCCCUGGCCCCUGCAGAGGAGAUCUGGGUGGAAAACAAGACGCCAGAGGGAAAGGUAUACUAUUACAAUGCCCGCACACGAGAGUCCGCCUGGACCAAGCCUGAAGGAGUGAAGGUCAUCCAGCAGUCUGAGCUGAGCCCUAUGAUGGUGACCCAGACAGCAACAGGAGCUGGAUCCACUUCCUCCUCAACCUCGAACCUCCCCACAGCCAAUAACACUGCGGCUCCAGACACAAGCCAAGCCCCAUCCCCUGGCUUGAUAUCUAGCUCCUCCUCCAGCACCUCUGCUUCCUCUCCAGCCAUACCUCCACCUGGCUCAGUCACUGAGGUUGCAGAGCUGCCACCUGCUGUGACCACGCCCUCCAGCACAGUGGUAACCCCGUUGGCUGCCGUCAAUCUUCCCACGGUUACGGUCGCCGUCACGACCGGGCCUCAGCCGUUGCCCCAGAGCUUACCGGCGCCGCUGCCCCACACCGUGCCGCAGCCGGCGGCUGCCAUCCCCGCGUUUCCCCCGGUCAUGGUGCCACCUUUCAGAGUACCUCUGCCAGGCAUGCCCAUACCUUUGCCUGGUAUGAUGCCAGGCAUGGCUCCUCCUCUGGUUCCCAUGAUGCAUCCUCAGAUGGCAAUCGCCACCGCGGCCUCGGCGCUGCCCGGGGGCAUCCCCCUUUCCGAGUGGUCCGAGUUCAAGACGGCCGACGGCAAGUCCUAUUACUACAACAACCGCACCCAGGAGUCUACCUGGGACAAACCGGAGGAGCUAAAGGAGAAAGAGAAAGAGAUGGAGAAGGCUAAGGAAUCUGGUCUUAUGGAUGAAGCCGAGCUUAUGGACAUGGAAGAGGAGGGGUCCAAAAUCGAACCUCCAAAAGAAACAAAAGAGGAGCGAAAAGAGGAGGAGAUGACAGAGGAGGAGAAAGCGGCUCAGAAAGCCAAACCCGUGGCCACCACGCCCAUCCCUGGAACUCCAUGGUGUGUGGUCUGGACUGGUGAUGACCGUGUGUUCUUCUAUAACCCCACCACCCGUCUGUCCAUGUGGGACCGGCCCGAGGAGCUGGUGGGUCGUGCUGACGUGGAUAAAUGCAUUCAGGAACCGCCGCACAAAAAAGGCCUGGAGGACAACCGCAGGCCGAGUGAGGGUCGUCCCCAUGACAACACGCAAGCCCCAGCCUUGGGUAAAGAGGAGCAAGAGUCAGCUCCUGCAGAGGAGGUCCCAGAAGAUGAGCCCAGCAAAGCCAAGAAGAGGAAGAAAGAGGAGGGGAAGGAGGCGGACUCUGAGAAGGAGGCGGCCAUGGAGGCGGAGCUGAGGGCAGCGAGAGAGAGAGCCAUCGUACCACAGGAGGCUCGUAUGAAACAGUUUAAAGACAUGCUGCUGGAGAGAGGGGUGUCUGCGUUCUCUACCUGGGAGAAAGAACUGCACAAGAUUGUGUUUGACCCCCGAUAUCUGCUCCUCAACCCCAAGGAAAGGAAGCAGGUGUUCGAUCAGUACGUGAAGACCCGAGCGGAGGAGGAGAGGAAAGAAAAGAAGAAUAAGAUCAUGCAGGCGAAAGAGGAUUUCAGGAAAAUGAUGGACGAAUCCAAGCUUGGGAUCAGAAUGACCUUCAGCGAGUUUGCGGCCAAACACGCGAGGGACACUCGCUUUAAGGCCAUAGAGAAGAUGAAAGACAGGGAGGCCAUUUUCACCGAGUACAUGACCGCUCUGAGAAAAAAGGAGAAAGAAAACUCCAAGAACCGAGUUGAAAAGGUAAAGCAGGACUUCUUUGAGCUGCUCUCUGACCAUCACAUUGAUGGACAGCUGCGCUGGAGUAAGAUAAAGGACAAGCUGGAGACAGACCCGCGUUACAAAGCAGUAGAGAGUUCCGCCGCUAGAGAGGAACUGUUCAAGAAUUAUGUGGAGAAGUUAGCCAAGAACCCGAGCUCAGAGAAGGAGAAGGAGCUGGAGCGACAGGCUCGUAUCGAAGCCAGUCUGAGAGAGAGGGAACGCGAGGUCCAGAAAGCUCGCUCCGAACAGACCAAAGAGAUCGACAGAGAGAGAGAGCAGCACAAACGAGAAGAGGCCAUCCAGCAUUUCAAAGCACUCAUGUCUGAUAUGGUACGAUCAUCUGACGCCACGUGGUCAGACACGCGACGUAACCUGAGGAAGGACCACCGCUGGGAGUCGUCUUCACUGCUGGAGCGCGACGAGAAGGAGAAACUCUUCAACGAGCAUAUCGAAGCACUCACCAAGAAGAAGAAGGAGCACUUUCGCCAGCUUCUGGAUGAGACUUCCAUGAUCACGUUGACGACCUCAUGGAAGGAGGUUAAAAAGGUGAUCAAAGAUGAUCCUAGGUGUAUCAAAUUCUCAAGCAGUGACCGGAAGAAGCAAAGGGAAUUUGAGGACUACAUCAAAGACAAGUACAUCACAGCCAAAGCAGACUUUAGAACCCUCCUGAAAGAGACCAAGUUUAUAACAUACAGAUCUCGUAAGUUGAUGCACGAGUCAGACCAGCACCUGAACGACAUCGAGAAGAUCUUACAGAACGACAGACGUUACCUGGUGUUAGACUGCGUGCCCGAAGAGAGACACAAACUACUCAUGGCGUACAUCGAGGACCUCGACCGCCGGGGACCCCCGCCCCCGCCCACCGCGUCCGAACCCACCCGACGCUCCACCAAGUGACCUACCCCCCCCCCCAGAGUACUUCAGCUCAGCAUUGCCCCCACGUCACCCCUGA